CCGCCGGCAUCAGCCACUCUCUCCUCGCGGUCCACCAGGCGUUCGUCGAUCUCCGGGGGCGCCAGGGCGGGCGCGUCCCUCGACGUGUCAGCACGUGCCGCGGCACCAGCCGGCAAAUUGAGUGCGCGGAAGGCCCACAGCUCGAGGCCUCAAGCAGUGCCAUGCAGCAGGGCUCGAGUGAAGCAGUUUUUUCCGUCUUCGCUCAGCCCCAGUUCUGUCUUCGUGCCACAUCUGCUGCAGAACGGGAUCCAGACGAAAAGGGUCCACGAGAUUGCCACAACACCGUUUAGCUCGAGCCCUGCCAUGCAGCGCAACGGCAACUCGUGCGCCAGGAGCGCACAGGUGGCGGGAGCAGGGAGAAGCGCGGUGAGGAGCUCUGGAGUAGAUCCAUAGAACAAUAAGCGGAACAUGUGGGUCGCCAGGCGAUCGCCUUCAAGGGCCGAGACUCCAAAGUCGGCGCGGCCCUUGACGCGCUAGCAAACGCUGCAUUACCAAGACAAGCACCUACUGGAGACCAUACCUCCGGCCGAUAGCAACGCCUGGCACCGCUGUAUCUGACAAGCAAUGCAAUCGAAACAAGAAGGAUAUUGGCCCCUGUCCUGCACCAGAACGCGGAAGAGAUGGGAUCGUGAAGUGGAGAAGUGGGAGGAGAGGUCCUGCUGAGGACGAGGACGAGAGCAGGGAGAAAUAUUAACAUAUCAGUCGCAAGUUGUGACAGUCCAGCGAGAGAACAUAUCCAACUGGGGCUGGUGAAGAGGCCACGGGAACAAGCCAGCGAAGGCCUCAGUCAGAUCGGUGUGGCCGCCGAAAUAUGGACGGUGUCGUCUACGAGGUGGGCUCGACCCGCGUCGUCGACAUGCCUUCCAUCGGUGGCCCCCCCGGUGCGCCGCCGAGUCAAGACCUCCAGGGGCAAUCGCAAUCACCGCCUCUUGAGGCUGCAGUGACCUGACCGCAAAGUGAGCAACUCGAAAUAUCGGGCGGAGGGUAGGAUCGUAUGUUCUGCGUCAGGGCAAAGCAACAUGCUUGGACCCCCCUCCCUGGAGCGCGGAGUGCACCUGGGGCGGCGCCAAAGGCGCCGCCAGGGGUGUUCCAGCGUCGAUCCACCUCCCUUCCCAUAUCUCCUAGAUCCAUCUUAAAACAACGGCACGAGCAAUAACUUGCCGCAAUCCGCGCGGGAGUUCUUGGAUCGGCGACAUGAGUCACUGCGCCGCCAGAGAAGCCAUGAAAUGUGGCAGCGCGCGCGCAGCGAUGACUUUCGUUAGCUCGGGCAUCGCUCUGGGUCUCGCUGCUCCGUACCCUGGUGCCCUUAAAUGCGGAACACAGGAGGAGGAGGAGGAGGAGGAGGAGGAGGAGGAGGAGGAGGAGGAGGAGGGGGGGGGGCUGGGGCGAAGACCUCUCUUUGCGAGAUGCUCGAACCGCUAAACCUGGGGGACCAGGCAAGAGGCGAGGAAGUCCCGACUCGCUCGGCGGUCGGGCCCCCUGCGGCUGCAGAGGCCGGUGGGGAAGUCCUGGGCGCGCCAUCGAUCGGCGUGCAAGCGCGGCCGCGCGGACCUCCGAAAGUGUUGAGUGUGGGCUGCUGCACGAAGGAGGCGAAAAGGCGGUCCACCAGGCGCUCGUCUGUCUCUGGAGAGGCCAAGGCGGGCGCGUCCCUUGACGCGCAAGCGCGCGCGCGCACUACCAGCGGGUGUGCCCGCGGCAUGCCAUUCUUGAAAACCUAAAGGCGCUCGAGAGAGAUGUCCCAAGGCUAUUUC
Molecule: messenger RNA, 1751 nt
Organism: Prorocentrum cordatum
Lineage: Eukaryota; Dinophyceae; Prorocentrales; Prorocentraceae
Source: the annotation of a GenBank genome assembly